Anthostomella pinea is the source of this 1257-nucleotide messenger RNA. NCBI's taxonomy places the organism in Eukaryota, Fungi, Ascomycota, Sordariomycetes, Xylariales, Xylariaceae. The record is from the annotation of a GenBank genome assembly.
AUGCUCGCCUCUCCGAUCGCAAAGACCGUCCGGUCCUUCUACGAUCGAGGAGAAUCCUUCCGGAUCUUCCGCGGCUCGACCAACAGCACCCGCCCGCCACACCACGAGAAAACCGUCGACAUCAGCGCCCUAUCGAACAUCAUCCACAUCAACCAAGAUGCACACACAAUCCUCGUCGAGCCCAAUGUCCCCAUGGACCGACUCGUCGCCGCUACACUCCAGCACAACCUCAUCCCACCCGUGGUCAUGGAGUUCCCAGGUAUCACCGCAGGCGGCGGCUACGCCGCGUCCGCAGGCGAGAGCAGCUCAUUCAAGCACGGCUACUUCGACCAAACAGCCAACUGGGUCGAGAUGAUACUAGGAAAUGGGGAUAUCAUCAAAGCCUCACCCACCGAGAACUCAGAUCUCUUCCAGGGCGCCGCUGGCGCGUUGGGGACCCUCGGGAUCAUGACGUUGAUCGAGCUGCGACUCAUACCGGCGAAAAAAUACGUAUGUACUACAUACCACCGAACCGGCAGCGUCGCAGAGACAAUCGAGACGAUACAGCGAGAGACUCAGGAUGCUGGUAACGACUACAUCGACGGUAUCAUCUUCUCGAAGACGCACGGCGUAGUCAUCACCGGCCGAAUGACCGACUCCCUACCAUCCACGACUAAACCACAGACCUUCAGCCGCGCCUGGGACCCCUGGUACUACCUCCACCUCCAAUCCAAGACCGCUCCCCUCAACCCAGCCGGCACCACAAGCGACUACGUACCCCUGCCAGAGUACCUCUUCCGCUGGGACCGCGGCGGCUUCUGGGUCGGGCGCGAGGCAUUCAGUUACUUCGGCCCGAUACCGUUCAACCGCUAUACCCGCUGGUUCCUCGACGACUUCAUGCACACGCGCAUGCUGUACCGGGCCCUGCACAGCGGCAGCGGCAGCGAGCGCUCGGCGUUCGGGGUUAUGGUCCAGGACCUGGCGCUGCCGUAUGCGACCGCGGAGGCGUUUAUCGACUAUACGGCGACGGAGCUGGAUAUCUGGCCGUUGUGGCUUUGUCCGCUGCGCGGGGUGCAGGGGGCUACGUUUCACCCAUCUACUACCCUGGCGGAGCCGAUGUUGAAUAUCGGGCUUUGGGGUCGUGCGUCGAGGGAUUGGAAUACGUUUGUAUGCCACAAUCGGCGGUUGGAGAAGGUGCUUGGGACGCUUGGGGGCCGGAAGGUUUUGUACUCGCAUACUUACUAUACCGAGGAGGAGUUCUGGGCGCUGUAUGAUUGA